GCUGGAGACCAUUUUUAUCAUUUAAUUUACAUACAAUUGUUGAGGUUUUGUACAUAUAUUUCCCAUUUUGUUCUCGUGCGCAAACGAAGUGCAAAAUUAAAACAUUGCCGCUAUCGGUUCACGUGCAAUAACGAGCACUCUUGCUGCCACAGACAAAGAUUUGCUACGAUUUUUUUUCCCCUACUUAGUGAAGAGCCAACCUUGAGAAACACCCAACACAGCAAUUUCAACAGUUUCACUCGUUUGUGUCUCUUGCGGAGCUCUCACGUUUAUUGAAACAACCAUCUGCACACAGACGGCGCCCAUACAGGUCCAUCAUAUCAGCCACCAUGGAAAAGAUGCGGCUGAUGAAGGACAAUCGGUCCGAAAUACUUGUCGGUGGCAAAUAUCGAGUCAUUCGCAAGAUCGGUAGCGGCUCGUUCGGCGACAUUUACUUGGGAAUAAGCAUUCAGAAUGGCGAGGAGGUUGCCAUUAAGAUGGAAAGUGCCAAUGCACGCCAUCCCCAGCUAUUGUACGAAGCUAAAUUGUAUCGUAUCCUGAGCGGUGGCGUUGGAUUUCCACGCAUACGCCAUCAUGGCAAGGAGAAAAACUUCAAUACGUUAGUUAUGGACUUAUUGGGUCCCUCUUUAGAGGAUCUCUUCAAUUUCUGCACGCGUCACUUCACUAUCAAGACGGUGCUAAUGCUGGUCGAUCAGAUGAUUAGCCGCCUGGAGUACAUACAUCUAAAAUGCUUCAUUCAUCGUGAUAUCAAGCCCGAUAACUUUCUCAUGGGCAUCGGCCGCCAUUGCAACAAGCUCUUCUUGAUCGAUUUUGGCCUGGCCAAGAAGUAUCGUGAUCCACUCUCGCGCCUUCACAUUUUGUAUCGUGAGGACAAAAACUUGACGGGUACGGCCCGCUAUGCAUCGAUCAACGCCCAUCUGGGCAUCGAGCAGUCGCGUCGCGAUGACAUGGAAUCCCUCGGCUAUGUGAUGAUGUACUUCAAUCGCGGUGUUCUGCCCUGGCAGGGUAUGAAGGCCAACACUAAACAGCAGAAAUAUGAAAAAAUCUCCGAGAAGAAGAUGUCCACACCCAUCGAGGUGCUGUGCAAGGGCUCACCGGCCGAGUUCUCCAUGUACUUGAACUAUUGUCGUAGUUUGCGUUUCGAGGAACAGCCGGACUAUAUGUACCUACGUCAAUUGUUCCGCAUACUGUUCAGAACGCUGAACCAUCAAUACGAUUACAUCUACGACUGGACAAUGCUUAAGCAAAAGACCCAUCAGGGUCAGGCGAAUCCAGUUAUACUUUUGGAGCAGCUCGAGCCGCGCAACGAUCGCGAUAAGGAGAAAGAGAAACAGAACGGCAAACCUCUGGUCACUGACUAAAGUUGGGCUUUGUGUGCGCCCUUCUCCGGGCGUCCGCUUAAGCUGAGAGGAGGAGCGAAAAAUACAAUAACAACAGCAACAACAAACAUUAAAAAACAAAAACAACAAACAUCGCGGCGGGAGAUAGAAAGUUUCUUAAUAUUGGUGUGGGACGUAAAAGAAAUCCAUUUUUUUAUGCUUGGGCUAAUUGGAAAUGAGGGACUCUCCCCCUCUAAAAAGAAAACUAAAGGUUCGCAUCUCCAUCAGCGAACCUUUGCCAAAAGGAAUAAAAAUCGACGCAUUUCUUCAAUGUUACAAAAAGUGGGUUUCUUUUUCCCCAAUCCAAUAUUAAUUUCAACUCAAUACUAAACAAAUAAGAGAACAAACAAAUGCAAAUAUCUUAAAGAAAAAAUUAAAAACGAAAAAGAAACACUGAAUGAAAACACAGAUACACAUGCGAGACCAUUCAAAAACAACAACAACACCCCCGAAACACACACACCCCCCACGCGCGCGCACACACACACACACACACAACUGAACAUCAUGCCCACAACAACAACAAAACACUUAGCAUAAUAAAUUACGAGAUGAGAAUAUUAUAAUAGAAAGCAGAAGAGAAAGAGAGAAAGAUGUAUGUAUACAUAUGUAUGUACAUCUAUCAGCGUAUAUACAUAUAUAUGUAUGUAUGUUUCACGUAAAUAUAUAUAUACAAGC
Molecule: messenger RNA, 2057 nt
Organism: Scaptodrosophila lebanonensis
Lineage: Eukaryota; Metazoa; Arthropoda; Insecta; Diptera; Drosophilidae
Gene: CkIalpha
Product: casein kinase I
Exons: 4
Coding region: 330-1361 (343 amino acids)
Biological process (GO): signal transduction; negative regulation of canonical Wnt signaling pathway; peptidyl-serine phosphorylation
Cellular component (GO): nucleus; cytoplasm
Molecular function (GO): ATP binding; protein serine/threonine kinase activity
Source: RefSeq, a predicted model, not a curated record